Stegastes partitus (bicolor damselfish) is the source of this 3729-nucleotide messenger RNA. RefSeq names its product programmed cell death 6 interacting protein (gene pdcd6ip). Gene Ontology annotation, cellular component: endosome. Gene Ontology annotation, biological process: mitotic cytokinesis. Gene Ontology annotation, molecular function: protein binding. The transcript is spliced from 18 exons. The coding region runs from base 96 to 2744 and encodes 882 amino acids. The record is from RefSeq and is a predicted model, not a curated record. Lineage: Eukaryota; Metazoa; Chordata; Actinopteri; Pomacentridae.
AAUCCAGGAAGUGGGUCGCUCGCUGUUGUUUGUGUUCGUUGGUCGCUCUUCGUGUCUGUUUUUCUGAUUCAAUUCAGCGCUUUUUGCGGGACGAAAUGGCGACGUUUAUUUCAGUCCCGUUAAAAAAAUCCUCUGAGGUGGAUCUGGUGAAACCGCUGGCGAAAUUUGUCAUAGCUUCAUACCCAGCGGCCGAGGAGCAGGGAGAGUAUGUCCGCGCCGUGGAGGAGCUCAACAAGCUCCGCAAGAACGCGCUGGGAAGGCCGCUGGACAAACACGAGAGCUCCCUGGAGAUUAUUCUCAGAUACUAUGACCAACUGUGUGCUGUCGAACCCAAGUUUCCCUUCUCUGAAAACCAGCUCUGCUUAACCUUCACAUGGAAGGAUGCCUUUGAUAAAGGAUCGCUGUUUGGCGGCUCAGUCAAGCUCGCUUUGGCCAGUUUGGGCUACGAGAAGACGUGCGUGCUGUUCAAUGUCGCAGCUCUGGCCAGUCAGAUCGCUGCAGAGCAGAAUCUGGACAACGACGAGGGACUGAAGGCUGCUGCCAAAUACUAUCAGCUGGCCAGUGGAGCGUUCGGUCACAUCAAGGACACGGUGCUCUCUGCUCUGAACAGGGAGCCCACCAUGGACAUCUCCCCCGAGACUGUAGGCACUCUGAGCCUCAUCAUGCUGGCCCAGGCCCAGGAGGUCUUCUUCCUCAAAGCCACGUCAGAUAAGAUGAAGGAUGCUGUCAUUGCAAAGCUGGCCAAUCAAGCGGCAGAUUUCUACGGCGACGCCUUCAAGCAGUGCCAGUACAAAGACAACCUCCCCAAGUAUUUUUAUUUUCAGGAAGUGCUGCCGGUGCUGGCGGCCAAGCACUGCAUCAUGCAGGCCAACGCCGAGCUGCACCAGAGCGUCCUGGCCAAGCAGAAGAAGCGCUUUGGAGAGGAGAUCGCUCGUCUGCAGCACGCAGCAGAGCUGGUGAAGACGGUGGCGUCUCGCUACGACGAGUAUGUGAGCGUCAAGGACCUGAGUGACAAGAUUAACCGAGCUCUCGCCGCAGCCAAAAAAGACAAUGACUUUAUCUACCAUGACCGUGUGCCUGAAGUCAAGGACCUGGAGCAUAUCGGCAAGGCAGCGCUGGUCAAAGCUACCGCCAUCACACCUCCAAUCAGCCAGAAAUUCACAGACUUGUUUGAGAAGAUGGUUCCCAUGGCGGUGCAGCAGUCCAUGAGCAUUUACAACCAGAGAAAGGGGGAGACUGUGAACAGACUGGUGGGAACGAUGAGGGAGGCUACCAAUCUCUGCAACGGGGUGUUGGCAUCCCUAAACCUGCCAGCUGCUCUGGAGGACCUGUCCGGAGACUCUAUCCCACAAUCCAUUGCUGAGAAGGCCAGAUCCAUUGUGCAACAGGGAGGACUGCAGAGCAUCGAGCAGCUAAUCAGAGACCUGCCUGAACUGUUGACUCGCAACAGGGAGAUCCUGGACGAGUCUCUGAAGAUGCUGGACGAUGAAGAGACGACAGACAAUGAGCUGAGAACCAAGUUCAACCAGCGCUGGAACAGAACCCCCUCUGGAGACCUGUACAAGCCCCUUCGUGCAGAGGGUGCUAACUUCCGCAACAUCUUGGACAAGGCGGUGCAGGCCGACCAGGUGGUGAGAGACCGCUACAAUGCCCACUGUGACAUGAUCACCCUGCUGUGUAAACCCGAGAACGAGCUCAACGCUGCCAUCCCCUCCGCCAACCCGACCAAGACACUGCAGGGCAGCGAGGUAGUGAACGUGCUGCGCUCCCAGCUGGCCCAGCUGGACGAGAUAAAGAAGGAGAGGGAGACCCUGGAGGGGGAAAUCAAGGCCGUGACCUUUGACAUGUCCACCACCUUCCUGACGGCGCUCGCCCAGGACGGAGCCAUCAACGAGGAGCAGCUGUCCCUCUCUCAGCUCGACCAGUUGUACAGCGCCUACAACCAGAGGGUGCAGGCCAGCCUCCGCUCACAGGAAGAGCUGCUGGGACAAGUUCAGACGUCCCACCAGGAGUUCAGCAGUCUGAAGCAGUCCAACACGGAGGCCAACCAGAGGGAGGAGGUCCUGAAGAAGCUGGCUUCAGCCCACGACAGCUACGUUGAGAUCAGCAGCAACCUGCGCGAAGGCACCAAGUUCUACAACGACUUGACAGAAAUCCUGCUUAAGUUCCAGAACAAAUGCAGCGACAUCGUUUUCGCUCGUAAGACAGAGCGGGAUGAACUCCUCAAGGAGCUGCAGCAGAGCAUCGCUCGAGAGCCCAGCGCUCCAUCCUUCAACGUUCCUGCCUAUCAGAGCACCCCUGCUACCCCCGGUACCCCCGCUGCCCCUGCUGCCGGCCCAACCCCCGCACCCAGAACCGUCUUUGCCGGGCAGCCUCAACAACCCCAGCCGCCUAAGUCCCAGCCCCCAGCCAGACCACCUCCACCGAACUUCACCCCUCAGGCUGUCGCCACCAAUCCCACCAACACACCGCCCACUGGCGCCCCCAGCAACAACCCACCACCUGUGGCCCCUCCCUCCCAGGCCCAGGGACCACCUUACCCCGCCUACCAAGGCUACCCACAGUACUUCCAGAUGCCCAUGGGCUACAACCCCUACCCUUACGGCCAGUACAACGUGCCCUACAUGCCCUACCAGGCGACCCCAGGACAGGGCGGAUACCCAGGAGCCCCUCCAGCAGGACAGCCCUACCCCGGCUACCCCCAGCAACCGCCCCAGCAACAGCCCUACUACCCUCAGCAAUAACUCUCCUCCUGGUCUCCUCAUUCCUCCUCUCACAUGUUAACACCAAAUAAAAAUAUGUCCCCAGCAAUAACACUUCAUCUCCGUCAGCCCUUCCCCCUCUGAUAUUUUUUCUCACUAACAGCAGCUGUUUGAAGGCGGACCUCAGAGCUGCUUUGCACUUCUCCCUGAAAACCUUCAAUACUUUUGCGUACUUUAUUCCAUACUACCCAAAAAAAAAAAAAAAAAAGGUUUCUUUUUCACGUCAUCUUCAUCUCAUUUUUUCUGGAUUCUGACAGCACUUUUCCUAAACUAUCUUUACCAGUGCACUAACCCCUCCCCUCCUUUUUCCUGUGAGGUUAUUUUUUAUGUACUCAUUUUCUAAUAGUUUUGAUGAUUUUGUUUAAUUUAAACCCUAACCCGUUCCCUCUGACAACUGACCGAGCUGGACUGCUGUACAACACUCACGGAGGCGAGCAGAGUCCCAGAAUGGCUCUUCGUUUCCUGGUUCUGGGAGUGUGUGUGUGUGUGUGUGUGUUGGGUGGGUGGACGGGUGGUCAUUACUGGUCACACCACUGAUGGGAGGGCACAGCCACAUCCUCACUCUCCCCCCCUUCACACCCACUCAAUCAACCCCCAGUGCUUCUAUAUCAACUAUAUUCCUAUUUUUGUAAUGAAUACUGAUGCCUCUCUGACGUAUAAACCUAUAAAAACGAAUGGCCUGCAGGUUUUCUAAUGUAGAUGAUGACUGUUGAGAGUUGUGCUCUCUUUUUUUUCUUUCGCUCUUUUCUCUCUCACCCCGGGAAUGUGGGUUUUAUUUCUGUGUUACAAUCAGAGGCUGUACAAGUGGGAGAAAUGGUUCUAUUAUAUAAAUAUAUGUAUAAAUAAGACUCUGUAUGUGGUUAACCAAGACACUCUGUGUGCUGCACUCUCAUGCUCUUUGUGUUUAUUUUUAUUCCUCAGCUCUAAUGUGAUUAAAAACAACUGCCAGCCAGAAUUUGUCCGUAAA